CAGCUUCAUGCCUUUCAAGCUCUCUUUCUCUGUUAAACUGAUAAAUCACGAUCCCUUUUAGUUUUUUUCGCCGGCGAUAUUUCUCGAUCCGAUCAGAUGGCAAAGGAUCCAGUUCGUGUUCUCGUCACUGGAGCUGCAGGACAAAUCGGAUAUGCUCUUGUUCCUAUGAUUGCGAGGGGAAUAAUGCUUGGUGCGGACCAGCCUGUGAUCCUCCACAUGCUUGAUAUCCCUCCUGCAGCAGAAGCAUUGAACGGUGUGAAAAUGGAGUUGGUCGAUGCUGCUUUCCCUCUUCUUAAAGGUGUGGUUGCUACAACUGAUGCCGUUGAAGGGUGUACUGGUGUCAAUGUUGCUGUCAUGGUUGGUGGUUUCCCGAGGAAAGAAGGAAUGGAGAGGAAAGAUGUCAUGUCCAAGAACGUUUCCAUUUACAAGUCUCAGGCUGCUGCCUUGGAGAAGCAUGCCGCACCAAACUGCAAGGUUCUGGUUGUUGCAAACCCUGCAAACACCAACGCAUUGAUCCUUAAGGAAUUUGCACCUUCAAUCCCGGAGAAGAACAUCACUUGCUUGACCAGGCUUGACCACAACAGGGCAUUGGGACAGGUCUCUGAGAGGCUAAGCGUGCCAGUUUCUGAUGUUAAGAACGUGAUUAUCUGGGGAAACCACUCAUCUACCCAAUACCCAGAUGUCAACCACGCUACAGUCAAAACUUCUUCUGGAGAAAAGCCUGUGCGUGAGCUAGUCAAGAACGACGAGUGGUUGAAUGGAGAGUUCAUCUCUACCGUUCAACAACGUGGAGCUGCCAUUAUCAAGGCCAGGAAGCUUUCUAGUGCACUCUCUGCAGCUAGCUCAGCUUGUGACCAUAUCCGUGAUUGGGUCCUUGGAACCCCCGAGGGCACAUUUGUUUCAAUGGGAGUAUACUCAGAUGGAUCAUACAACGUUCCAUCUGGACUAAUCUACUCUUUCCCUGUAACCUGCCGUAACGGAGAGUGGUCUAUUGUACAAGGUUUACCGAUUGAUGAAGUAUCGAGGAAGAAGAUGGAUUUGACAGCCGAGGAGUUGAAGGAAGAGAAGGACCUUGCUUACUCAUGCCUCUCUUAGAUGGACCGGUUUUUAUCAAACCGGUUUAAUCAGUGGGAGAUUGUAAGAGCUUUGUUUUCGAAUAAAGAACUUUGUUAUAAAAAGACACUUUGAAUUAACCUCUUUGAGGUUAAGAGCACUACUUGUUUUCUCUUUUCUCUUUCUGAUGUGUUCGCUGAUUUUGCUGAUCAUAUGAAAGCAGCAUUUUGAUCAUUGAUCUCUUUCGGUUAUGACUUUGGUGUCUUUCUUCUCUUUAUGUCCAAAGGCUUUGAUUUUUUCUUA
This is a messenger RNA of Eutrema salsugineum, 1356 nucleotides long. Its product is annotated as malate dehydrogenase 1, cytoplasmic. Gene Ontology annotation, biological process: oxaloacetate metabolic process; malate metabolic process; tricarboxylic acid cycle. Gene Ontology annotation, molecular function: L-malate dehydrogenase (NAD+) activity. The record is from RefSeq and is a predicted model, not a curated record. Lineage: Eukaryota; Viridiplantae; Streptophyta; Magnoliopsida; Brassicales; Brassicaceae. The coding region runs from base 97 to 1095 and encodes 332 amino acids. The transcript is spliced from 7 exons.